Messenger RNA from Puccinia triticina, 2883 nucleotides. RefSeq lists its product as uncharacterized. Gene Ontology annotation, biological process: phosphorelay signal transduction system; phosphorylation. The record is from RefSeq and is a predicted model, not a curated record. The coding region runs from base 1 to 2883 and encodes 960 amino acids. Gene Ontology annotation, molecular function: phosphorelay sensor kinase activity. The transcript is spliced from 5 exons. Lineage: Eukaryota; Fungi; Basidiomycota; Pucciniomycetes; Pucciniales; Pucciniaceae.
AUGUGUACUCGGCCAAUCGAUUGCACAGCACCGCCGGCCCGCCACCCAGACCCCUCCACCUCCACCGCCCAGCUCAGCCGGUUCAUCCGAUUCAGCCCCAACAUCCUCCUCGUCAUCGACGAGGACCUCCGGAUCAGACUGGCGUCGGCAAGAGCCACCGAUCUGCUCGGCCCCAUCAUCAACCGCAACCUGUCCACACUCUGCCGCACUCAUCCCAACCGGCCAAGAUCCGAUAAUACUAGCAGCAGCAGUAGCACCCGCGGCGAUCAGGAUGCCGAUGACCGAGCAGAGGACGAUGCUGAGGAAGACGAUGACCAGCAAUCAACCUACUUCGAACUCAAACGGAUCUGCGCCCAUGCCAAGCGCCAGAUCCAACAACACAAACAUCCCCAGCCCUCAACAUCAGCAUCAUCCGCCUCCUCCUCCUCCUCACCCGUCGCCCAGCCCAAAAACUUGAACGUCUGUCUAUCACCACCCCCAACAGGCCUGCUCAAGACUGCUAGCGAGAGCCCGAUCGGACUGCUCGAGAUCUAUGGAUUCGAACCCUGGCCAUCGGAUCAAGAAAUCUGGUUCAGCUGCACGUUCGCCCAUACCCCUGCGCCGAUCGACCGUCUCAGUAACCGCGACCGAUUUGUGGAGCGGAUGAAACACGUGCUCUUUGAAUCGGUCGUCGAUUGGCCCAUCCAUGCCAUCUCCGUCGACCGGACAGUCUCGAUGGCCAACCAUGCCGCCUGCGAAUCCUUUCAAGAGCUUCGGCCGAUCGAAGAACAUCCCAGCCCGAACGACUCCCAAUCAAGCUCAACAGAUUGCUUAUUCAGGCUCGAUAGAUGGAGACUCUUCGACCCCCAAUUCCAGAACGAGUAUCAGCUCACCGACUUCCCCAUCGAGCGUGCUCUCAGAGGCGAGACGACCAGGAACCAGCAGUACGGCUGCAUCAUGCCAGAUGGCGCCAAGAGGAUACUCACCUUGAGUGCCAAGCCGAUCAGGGAAUAUCCCAUGCAAGACUAUCCCGAUGGAUCUCCCGACCACAUCCUCGGCGGUCUGAUCUAUGUCAUGGAUGUCUCCCAUCAAAACGAGAACACAAAGCAGAUCGAACAAGAGAAGGAGGCCCUCAGGGCCGAGGCAUCGGCUGCUGAGGACGCUAAUAAGUCCAAAUCAGCCUUCCUGAGCAACAUGUCGCAUGAGAUUCGGAUGCCGAUCGCUGUGAUCCAAGGACUUAUAGACCUUCUACUCGAUAGUGACCUCACCACACAGCAGAGAGAUCAUGCAGAAACUAUCAAAGCUUCCGCAGAUGGCUUGCUCACCGUCGUAGGUGAUGUCUUAGAUCUCAGUAAAAUCGAAUCCGGUAAAAUCACCUUUGAACAUGAGCCGUUUGAUCUAGCACAACUGAUCUCAGAAACCGAGAAAUUCUUUGCUUACACGGCCAGGUCUCAAUCCAAUCUAUUCGAAUGCCACCUCUCAAUCUCGCCUCUCUUGAACCCACAAACGAUCGUCGUCGGUGAUCGUUGCAGGAUCCGUCAAAUCUUGAAUAACUUACUCAGUAAUGCUCUCAAGUUUACCACUCGGGGCUCAGUUAUCUGUUCUAUCAAGCUCGAACCACAUCAGAACGGCCUCUCCACAGAACCUCAACAUCAGCAACAGUUACGAUUGACAGCAGAAGUGGUGGACACAGGAAUCGGCUUAACCGCUCAGUCGAUCAACAAGCUUAGCCAGUUCGAACCUUUCUCGCAAGCUGAUUCAUCAACCUCCAAGUUGUACGGUGGAUCUGGUCUUGGCCUGUGUAUCGUCAAAAGCUUUGUCGAAGGAUUGGGCGGCCAGAUCCUAUUGGAAAGUAAUGGACUGGGAAAAGGGUGUAAAGUCACUGCGUCUGUGAUCCUCGACCAAUUCCACGAAGCCCCAUCACCGUCCCCACUCAAGCCUAACCCAGGGCAAGCCAGUCCUAGGUCGCGCCAACACUCGCCACCCCAUCACGGCAGUACUCGCCACAUCAGAAAUACGUCGACUCAUUCAUCAUUCCACGGCCCCCUAACACCGAACAGAAAUGGACGAGAGACACCGACAGACAUCAUCGACAAGAGCAAGUAUUCGAUUUUGAUUGCUGAAGAUAACCCGAUCGUCGGCCAGAUCACCCUCAACCAUCUCAAGAAGGCCGGCUUUGUCGGGGUCGAUCUGGUCAAUAAUGGCCAACUUGCGUUGAAUGCAAUUUUGAAAAAGUUCUAUCAUCCUCUCAACCAAUCGCCCGUCAAAGAGGAAGAUGCACUUAAAUCGAUCCGCAGUCAUUCUUCGAACGAAAAUGAUCAACAACACCCACCCAGAAAAACUUACGAUUUGGUCCUGCUUGAUUUGAAGAUGCCUUUACUUGAUGGUUAUCAAACUCUGAAAGCCAUUCGGAAAGCGAUUCCUAAAGUUUACUUGCCCGUCAUUGCUCUCUCGGCUUCAGACUCGAGAGAAGACAAAGAGCGAUGGGAAGAAGCCCAGUUUGAUGAUUAUUUAAGUAAGCCCAUCAAAGGAGACGAACUGGCGAGACGAGUGUUGUAUUUUCUAUUGCUUGUGGAUGAAGUCAGAAGUAGGGAUGAUUCGAACCUCACUACAAAGGAUGAAAUGGUAACGGAUGACCCAGACCAAACAAACGCGCCCUCCUUACUACUCGUCCCACCCAAACAACACCCCCAACUGGAAUUGAAGUGUGACAGUCCAUCUUCGAAUAUACACUCAGAGUUGAUAAAUUUUUACACAGACAAACCAUCCGAGAAUGUGCCCCAAGACGCCCGGACUCAGUCGCCACAACCACCAACAUCUUUCGUGACGACGCCCAUUGCAAUCCAAGUCGAUCAGCAAAUUCUUGCCCCUUGUCCCGAGUCCACAAUCACCCAAUUUAUUUGA